Messenger RNA from Prunus armeniaca (apricot), 303 nucleotides. The record is from the annotation of a GenBank genome assembly. NCBI's taxonomy places the organism in Eukaryota, Viridiplantae, Streptophyta, Magnoliopsida, Rosales, Rosaceae.
AUGACCGGGCCACCGUCCUCUUCCUACCCCGGCCAGGUCCCGCCGCCAGCCGCCGUGGUUUCGCCGGAAAACGAAGAGAAAAGCUCCGGUUUUGACAGAAAAUUCGCCGGCUUCGUUCUCCGUCGUCCGGCCGCCAUUUUUGGCGAUCAAGGAUCGUGUAGGAUUCGACGGAUCGUAAAAUGGAGUCCCGGAUACUCCGGAAAUGCCAACCCUGGGGUUAGGGUUUUAGUAACCGUCCGAUCGUGUGAUCGUGAGAAAUCCGACCGUCCGAUCUGGACCAAACUUGCAGGACAUAUGUCCUAG